AUGUGUACAGAGAAUGUAGCACGUCGAGGAGCAGCUAUACAGCCAUCCACAUAUUCCACCUUUGUAGCUCAAAAUGCCAUAGAUGGUAAAAGAUAUGGAUCAGGUGAAGCUGCAUACUGCUCCAUUACUGGAUCUGUAUUGAGUCCAUGGUGGAGGUUGGAUCUUCAGUAUAAAUAUGAGAUUGGCACAGUAAUCAUCAGUGAUAGAUCAGAUGGUCAUCCUGAUCAAACCAAUGGAGUAGAGCUUCGUAUUGGGAACUCCCUGGAAAACAACGGGAACAACAAUCCCAGAUGUGCUGUAACUUCAGGUUUUCUUCGUGGUCAAACUCUCAGUUACUCAUGUAAUGGGACGGAGGGACGCUAUAUGAAUCUGGUCAUGACUGGAUAUACAUCUCAUCUCUCUCUCUGUGAAGUAGAGGUCUAUGGAAAACGUCAUUAUAAAAAAAUCAUUUUGAGACUGAAAUUUCUCUCCAGUGUUGAUGCACCGGCUCUGAAUGACAAAAUCCUUUCUCAGCUGCAGUCUGCUCUGUCAUUAUACAUCUCUGAUUUUGAACUGUCCUGGAAACAACGCCCUUAUAAAGAGAAAGUCAAACAACAGAACACAGGUCCAUGUGGUAAAUAGCUGCCUGAGAGAUGAAGAAGAUUUCAUUUAUUUACCGUUUUCCAUCACUGUUUUAGUUGUUACUGAUCCUGUAUGUUUCAUUUAAAGUGUCUAGCUACAAUCUAGUUGUUUAUCUGAAAAUAUGACUGUGGAUAGUUUUGCCUCAUAGUUUCAUAUUGUCUUGAAAGUUAAACAUCAGACUGUUGACAUUGUUAGUAUUUUGGGUUUGUAUAAUCUCCAAUUUAUAUUGUAUCACAUACAGUUACAUACAGAUUAAGUCAUUUUGGAGCAUAGAGGAAAUGCAGCUUCU
Messenger RNA from Misgurnus anguillicaudatus (oriental weatherfish), 910 nucleotides. The record is from RefSeq and is a predicted model, not a curated record. NCBI's taxonomy places the organism in Eukaryota, Metazoa, Chordata, Actinopteri, Cypriniformes, Cobitidae.